Messenger RNA from Rodentolepis nana, 234 nucleotides. The record is from the annotation of a GenBank genome assembly. NCBI's taxonomy places the organism in Eukaryota, Metazoa, Platyhelminthes, Cestoda, Cyclophyllidea, Hymenolepididae.
AUGAGUCAUCCGGAAUUGCCAUCUAAGCGGAACUCUAGUGUGAAAACAAUAAAAUAUGGCACUAAGAGGGAACUAGAUCAAAAGGAGCUUGGGGCCGUGCGUCAGACCCUCCAGGACUGCAGUAAUCGUGAAAAAUGUCGCCGAUAUGCGUUUGAUGACUACACAUCAGGAAAACUAGGGCUCUCUCUCCUUCUCACUCAAAUCCUCUUUCCACUCACUCUGCUGCUGCUUUGA